UUGUGUCUUGCGCUUUCGUGAUCUUUCAUCCUCUUCCGUAGUCAGUUUGGCUCCGGCUGUUUCCGCCUGAGGGUGUCUGUUACGUUUCCCGUUCUCAUUAUCAAGGCAAUGAAGUGCGCACGGGUGCUCCUCGUCGCGCUAGCACUCGCGGGAGCCUCUGGCCAGUCGCCCAUAGGCAAGGUCAUCGAGCUUCUGUCGAGCCUAGAGGCGCAGAUCCAGAGGGAGGCUGAGGAGUCCGCCAAGCUCAACAGCGAGAAGGAGGGUUGGUGCAAGGACACUUCUGUCAACCUCGGUUUCGAGAUCAAGACGGGGGCAAGCGAGGUUGAAGAGUUGAAGGCAGCGAUCGGCAAGGAAGCCGCCAGCAUCAGCUCCCUGACCAGCAAAGUGGAAGUCUUGGCGGCGACGAUCGCUAAGAGCGACGCGGACCUUGCGGCGGCCACCAAGAUCCGGGGAGAAGAGACUACGGACUUCGCUGCCGAGGAGAAGGAGCUCACUGAUACCGUCAGCGCAUUGCAGAGGGCAAUCGGCAUCUUGCAGAGGGAGAUGUCCAAGGCCGGUGGAGCUGCCUUUGUCCAGGUCAAGAGCGCCGCGUCUGUGAUCCAGGCGUUGCAGGCAUUGGUGAAGGCCUCCGCGUUCAGCGCCGCUGACGCCAACACCCUCACAUCUUUCGUGCAAAACACCCAGGGGGGCGAGGAUAGCGACGAGGAGCCUGGCGCCCCAGAGGCCGCCACUUACACGAGCAAGAGCGGCAGCAUCGUGGACGUGCUGGAGGACCUUUUGGACAAGGCGACCGCGCAGCUGGACGCCGCGCGCAAGAAAGAGACCUCGGCCAGGCAAAAUUUUGAGAUGCUCGCUCAAUCGCUCAAGGACGAAAUCGAGUUCUCCACCAAGGACAUGGGCGAGGCCAAGAAGUCCGCCGCCGCUAGCGGCGAGGCUAAGUCCGAGGCCGAGGGGGCGCUGGCUGCCGGAUCCAAGGACCUGGCGGGCGACAAGGCCGCCCUCGAGGAGCUGAAGAAGGAUUGCGCAGCCCACGCCGACGACUACGCCGCGGAGGCUUCGAGCCGCGCCCAGGAGCUGAAGGCGGUGCAGGCGGCGAAGAAGGUGCUGUCCGAGACCACCACGCAACUCGCUCAGCGCAUGUCGUCGGCGAUGCGCUUCAGCUCCGCGAGCGGGGAGGACCCGUUCGCAAAGGUCAAAUCUCUCAUCGGAGACAUGAUCCAAAAGCUCGAGGCCGAAUCUGGGGCGGACACCAAGCACAAGCAGUAUUGCGAUACAGAGAUGGCCGAUACGACGGACAAGCAGGACGAGAAGACCACUUUGGUUGAGAAAUUGACCACGAAGAUCAACCAGAUGACUGCCAGGUCCGCUGCUCUGAAGGAAAGCAUCGCCACUCUGCAGAAGGAGCUCUCCGAGCUGGCGGCCUCGCAGGCGCAGAUGGAUAAGAUGAGGGCUGCCGAGAACGAGCUCUUCCUCGAGCAGAAGACAGAGCUGACGACGGGGAUCUCGGGCGUGCGGACGGCGAUGAAGACGCUGCGCGAGUACUACGGCGGUGGAGCCAAGGACCACGCGGCGGCCUCGGAUGCUGGUUCGAGCAUCCUGGGGCUUUUGGAAGUCUGUCUGUCGGAUUUCACCAAGAGCCUUGCGGAAGCUACCGCCACAGAGGAUAGUGCCGCGUCCGAGUAUUCGUCGACCACCAUGCAGAACAAGAUCGAGAAGACAGCCAAGGACCAGGAUGUCAAGUACCAGGGGAAGGAGGCCGCCGAUCUCGACAAGGCGGUGGUCGAGGCCACAUCCGAUCGGGCGUCGACGCAGGAGGAGUUGGAUGCAGUGCUGGAGUACCUCGCGAAGCUCAAGGACAUGUGCGUCGCGAAGCCGGAAACGUACGCCGAGCGUGCGGACCGCCGCGCUGCCGAAAUCUCUGGGCUCAAACAAGCGUUGUCUAUCCUCGAUGGCCAGGCCCUGCUGAUUCAGCGCAAGACGCUGAGGGGGCGCGUCUGAUCGGAGCAGCCCGGUAGAGCGGCCGCGCCGCUGUAUGGCCUCCUCAUCUCUCGGCCAAGGGUGCUCGAACCGUCCCUCCCUCACCCCCUCCCUCGCCCCACCUCCGCGUCAGGUGCUCGAUCCUGACCACUUGUGAAGCCAGACCGCCCAACUCUCGUGCAGGAGAUUGCCGAAGACUAGCGGUUCACAGGGGUGUUCGUGGUCGGACCCGUUAGGUUCCCACUGAGUUUCGGGUGGGCAGGUUGCCCUCUUGCUUCCUCCCUUCCUCCCUCCUACUCCUGCUUCUCCUGGU
Prorocentrum cordatum is the source of this 2290-nucleotide messenger RNA. NCBI's taxonomy places the organism in Eukaryota, Dinophyceae, Prorocentrales, Prorocentraceae. The record is from the annotation of a GenBank genome assembly.